Messenger RNA from Psilocybe cubensis, 3624 nucleotides. RefSeq lists its product as uncharacterized. Gene Ontology annotation, molecular function: protein binding. The transcript is spliced from 7 exons. Bases 1 to 3624 code for a protein of 1207 amino acids. Lineage: Eukaryota; Fungi; Basidiomycota; Agaricomycetes; Agaricales; Agrocybaceae. The record is from RefSeq and is a predicted model, not a curated record.
AUGACUGCCGUGAAAAUGGCUACUAUUCUAUGGGCACAGCGAAGCUCUUCCAUCAUCAAACAAAAGAACGUUAUCUACCUGACAAUAAAUAUUCCAGGGAUAAUACAUUCAACCGUGGAAUACAAUGUUACAGAGACCUCCUUUUCCUUGAAAGCCUACGCAAAAGAGUACCAAGACGAAGAGGUCAACGAAUAUCAGGUUGCUUUUGACUUUUAUGCGAAUGUUGAAACACAGGCAUUGAUCAAGCAGAGAACAGAAAACUCGAUAACAUUUGCCAUCUUGAAACGCGAUCUAACACUUCGAUAUUGGCCGCGGUUGUCUAACCUUGCACUGGAGAAUGUCAAAAUGGACUUCAGUCGAUGGACCUGGGAAGGGGACGAAUCAGAUGCCGAUGACAUCGACGAGAAUUGUGGUACUCGGAGGACCUGGGAAGCCGAUGAUCCCGACGAUGUAUCAGAUCCUGAAAGGACGGAGAUGGGAUAUAAUGGUUCAACGUCUGAGGAGGCAAGUUUCUUCUGGGUAUCAAAUAUGAUUUACAUACUCAGAAAACAACAACAGGUGGAAGAAUGCGAGCAGCUCGGGAUCUUUUUUGUAAACCGAUUUAUUAGUCUUCAGAAUCGCGACGAUUUGAACAUGGCAAUUUCCAAACUCAACAAGGCGGUUAACCUGACUUCCGACUGGCAACUGGAGAAACCGAGACGUCAACAUAUGCUAGCAUGCGCCUUUGCAGGUCGCUUUGAGAAUUGGGGUAACAUGGAAGACCUUGCCGCAGCCAUAGAGAUAACGGAAGAUGCGUUGGAAAGUCUUCUUUUCGAGAGAAGAGGGGAUCCGAUAGAUAUUGAUCGUUCUAUAUCUCUCCUCCGCCAUGUCGUGGACCACACCUCUGCUAAUGACUCUGAGCUCCCUAAUAGACUGAAUAAUCUUGGAACUUCCCUUUUUCGUCGCUUUGAAAGACUCGGAGAUCUUGCUGACGUUGAUUCUUCAAUUUACCAACACCAACUCGCUGUUGAACUGAUUCAUGAAGGCCACCAGGAUUUUAGCGGUUGUCACCAUAGCCUGGGCACGUCUCUUCUAUUUCGUGCUGAACGACAAGGAAAUUUCGAUGACAUCAAUUUAGCCAUACACCACCUAACCAAAUCAGUCGAGGCGGGUAUGCUACAGCAAUCCAACCAGGCUAUUUGUUUACAUAACCUUGGCACUUCGUACACAUGUCGAUUCCAAAUGAGAGGAGACCUUGCGGAUAUCGAUACUGCAAUAUUGCACCUUCAGCGAUCAAUCCAACUCACUGCAGCUGAUGACCCCAAUCUUCCUGGCCAUUUUAUCAACCUCGGUGUCUCUCUACUAUGUCGCUUUGAACGAACCAAUAUUCUCGCUGACGUCAAUUCUGCUAUUAAUCAUUAUACAAAGGCAGUGGAGCUGACGCCUGCUGGACAUCCUAAUCUUGGUGGCCGUCAUUCCAACCUUGGAAAUUCGUACAGAUAUCGUUUGGUUGCUUUGGGCGAUCGCAAAGAUGCUGAUUCCUCUAUUUUUCACCUCCACAAAGCGGUGAGCUUGACAGCGGCAGGUCAUGCUCAACUUCCACGCUUUCUUACAAACCUUGGGAAUUCGUAUAUGCAGAGAUUCCAUUUAUUUAGAGAUGUAGCUGAUGUCGAACACGCGAUAUCCUAUCACAAACAAGCGGUUGACCUCACAAAGUCUGCUACCGAUUCAGGCCUUCCUAGACGACUUAAAAAUCUAGGCAGGUCUUACCAAUCUCGCUUUAACCACAGUAGCAAUAUUGCAGAUAUUGACGUAGCAAUAUCUCUGUUUCAACAAGCACUAGACGUCACCCCUCAUGGGCAUGCUUCUCUUCCGGAAAGCUUCCACGACCUUGCAUUAUCCCGUCAAAAACGUUUCCAGAAGACCUUUGACAACACUGAUAUCAACUCCGCGUUAUCUCACCUUUGUCAAGGUGCCGAAGCAUCUGGUCCACCCUCAUCACGUUUUUCUUGUGCCAGCACUGCAGCAAUACUAUCACAGAGCUCUAACAUUGUCCCCAAUCCUUCGAUAUAUCUUUUCGGUCUUGCCAUCAGUUUGCUCUCAGAAGUUGCGGGGUUAGAACAGACCAUUCAACGGCGUCAUGCAAAUCUUCAACUUGAAGACAGCGCUGGUUUUGUCCCUCUAGGUGUUACUGCUGCAAUCGACAACGGGAGGCCUGACCUUGCUGUUGAAUGGCUUGAACAAGGUCGGUGCCUAGUUUGGAACCAGAUCGACAAGCUUCGUGCCCCACUCGACCAAUUGCGGAAUAAAGAUCCUGUCCUGGCCGACAGAUUCAUGCUCGUCGCGAAGACGCUGGACACUCUUGGACCGCGCUCCGAGACGAACAACAUGGCUUCUUCUAUAGAAGACGACAUACGUUGGCAAGAUCAAAUUCUACUCCAUACCCGUACUGCUGAGAAUUAUAAGGAGGUUCUUAGAGAAGUUCGCGACCUUCCUGGGCUUGAGGAUUUCCUUCAGCCAGCUAAAGCUACCAGCCUACUUGCAUCGUUACCUCCUGAUAGCGCAGUGAUAUUAUUCAGUAUAGGAACCGACCGCUGCAAUGCACUGGCGCUAACGGGUGGAUUGGAUCAGCCACUUUACAUCCCACUUGACAACUUUGACGACGAACUGGCAAGGAGCCUUCAAGGCACCCUUCAGGAUGAUAUCCAUAAUCAUCGAACGGCAAGGGAUCUCAAUCGGGGUGCUAUAGACCAUGUUGAUAGCUCCAUCGUGCUCACGCUGGAAGUAAUUUGGUACAAAAUAGUCAAGCCUAUCCUUGACGCGCUCAAAUAUACCAUUCCUCUCAACCGAGCCGAUCGUCCACGUAUUUGGUGGUGUCCUUCAGGCCCGCUCUCGUUUCUCCCGCUUCACGCGGCUGGCCUAUACAGCUCACAAAACCCGACAUGUGUGUCUGACUAUGUCGUGUCGUCAUAUACACCAACUGUCAGAUCUCUCAUCGAGAAAUUCCAAGCUUCCAAGUCUCCUUCACCUUCGAGAAGUAAAUCCGGCCUCCUCCUUAUCAGCCAGCCAAACACACCGGGUCUUCCGGCUAUACCAUCCACCAUACGCGAAACAAAAUCACUCAAGGCAAUGAUGGAUAAACACGGCGUGCGAACACUGCUGUUAGAACAUGACGAGGCCACUCGCGAGAAAGUCAAAGAAGCAUUGAACUCAUACAGUUGGGUACAUUUCGCAUGUCAUGGGGUCCAGGAUGCAAAAGAACCCCUCGAGAGCGGCCUUUGCCUCCAUGAUGGCCGUAUGGAUCUGCUUGAAAUUAUGAAGGAGCGGGUUCAGGAACCCCAGUUAGCGUUUUUGUCUGCUUGUCAAACUUCGACAGGAGAUUUUGCGCUGUCCGAAGAGGUGGUUCACCUGGCCGCUGGGAUGCUUGCCGCUGGAUAUCGCGGGGUGGUUGGGACGAUGUGGAGUAUCUCGGACGAGCACGGUCCAUUGUUUGCAGAGGAGUUUUAUAGGAUGGGACCAAACGGAUUGGACGGUAGUCUUGCAGCCUACGCCCUCGACCAUGCCACGUCGGUGGUUCGACAGAAUCUUGGAAAAAGUGAGCAUGGACUACUGAAAUGGGUUCCAUACGUACAUUUCGGAUACUAA